AUGGCUGCUCUUUUGCUGUUAAUGCUUUCCAUAUUUUUAAUCUCUGCUCUUCCUCAUUCUCUCAGUAGUCUCUCUCACCGUCAUCAACAACAAGAAGAAUUGCUGUUGCGAUUCAAAGCUGCCGUUUCAAAGAACGGCACUUCUCUGACUGACUGGAGUCCCCUUUACCACUUCUGCAACUGGCCUGCAAUUACCUGUGAUUCUUCUUCGCACUCUGUCCGUGUCAUCAAUUUAUCCUAUAUGAGCUUAGAUGGCACCAUUUCUCCUGUGCUGGGGAAUCUCUCCUCUCUUCGAUCCCUAGAUCUCUCCUUCAAUAACCUCACUGGUACCAUUCCACCUGAAUUCGGCCAACUCCCACAUCUUCGAUACCUAGAUCUCUCUGUCAGUCAAUUACAAGGAACCAUUCCGUCUGCUCUCGCUGCUUGCCGCAGUUUGUAUCUUCUGGUACUCUCCUUUAACCAAUUGCAUGGUAGCAUUCCGCCUGAGCUGAGUCUUCUCACAAGUUUGAAGUUCCUCAUCUUGGCCUCAAACAGUCUUACAGGUACCAUUCCUCCCUCUUUCAAAAAUAUGUCUGCCUUAAAUGAAUUGGAUUUGGGCAUUAACAGUCUCUACGGCCCCAUUCCUCUUGAAUUGGACAUGCUCACUCACCUACGUUAUAUUAAUUUUCGUACAAAUAACUUAUCAGACACCAUUCCAAAUUCUUUAGGAAAUCUGUCUGCCCUGAUUUUUCUCCAUUUGGAAUAUAACCAUCUCCACGGCCCCAUUCCUCCCGAGUUGGGCAUGCUCAGUGACAUAAAGGAGCUUUACCUUGAGAUAAAUAACUUAUCAGGCAGCAUUCCCAGCUUUUUAACAAAUCUUUCUAAAUUGAAUGCAUUAACUUUAUCUGGCAACCAGCUAAAUGGGCAUAUUCCAUGGGAACUUGGUACCAAGCUCUCUAAUUUGGUAAAACUUGGUUUAUGGGGAAAUCAGCUUAGUGGAAACAUACCGAACUCGCUUGGAAAUUGUUCCAGUAUGGAAUUACUUAUUUUAAAUGAUAACCAACUGGGUGGAAAUGUUCCAGUGGAGCUGGCGACAGCAGUGGCACAUUGGCCUUUCUCACUGCUCUCACAAAUUGCUCCCACUUGCAAGAACUUGAUGUGA
Molecule: messenger RNA, 1140 nt
Organism: Cryptomeria japonica (Japanese cedar)
Lineage: Eukaryota; Viridiplantae; Streptophyta; Pinopsida; Cupressales; Cupressaceae
Product: probable LRR receptor-like serine/threonine-protein kinase At3g47570
Exons: 2
Coding region: 1-1140 (379 amino acids)
Molecular function (GO): protein binding
Source: RefSeq, a predicted model, not a curated record